GCGGCGGCGGUUGCGCGCGCGGCGAUGGCGGCGUGCGUGGAGCAGGCUCCGCGCUCUGUGUACUUCUGCGGGAGCAUCCGCGGCGGGCGCGAGGACCAAGCGCUGUACGCGCGGAUCGUGGCGCGGCUGCGGCGCUAUGGGAAGGUGCUCACUGAGCACGUGGCUGAUGCUGAGUUGGAGCCGCCUGGGGAAGAGGCUGCUGGGGGCGACCAGCUCAUCCAUGAUCAGGACCUGGCCUGGCUGCAGCAGUCAGAUGUGGUCGUGGCCGAAGUGACACAGCCAUCCUUGGGUGUGGGCUAUGAAUUGGGCCGGGCAGUAGCCCUUGGUAAGCCAAUUCUAUGCCUGUUCCGACCACAGUCUGGCCGAGUGCUUUCUGCCAUGAUCCGGGGAGCAGCUGACGGCUCGAGGGUCCAGGUGUGGGACUACGCAGAGGGAGAGGUGGAGACCAUGCUGGAUCGGUACUUUGAGGCUUGUCUUCCUCAGGGGAUAGCUUCCUCCAGUAACCAAAGUGCCUGACUUAACCCUACUUUAUUAAAAUAAAAUUAAAUUUAUUUUUUACGUAUAUUUUAACUCCAUGUAUGUAUGUAACCACAUUCAUCCUGGUGCCCAGAGGUCAGAAGAGGGUACCACAUUCUCUGGAACUGGUAUUACAGAUAGUUGUGGGCCUCUGUGUGGGUGCUGGGAACUCAACCCAGGUCCUCUGCAAGGGUAACAAGUGCUCUGAGCUCUGAACCUUCUCUUUGGCCCUGGCCCAACUUUAUUAUUAAAUGCUGACCCCUGACAUUUCUCUGGAUCAUUCCUGCUCCAGCCUCAGUAGUAAGAAAAGGUUCAUUUAGCUGGGUAUGGUGGCACAACCUCAGGAGGCACAGUGUGGUGGUUUGUAUAUGCUUGACCUAGGGAGGGGCACUAUUAGGAGGUGUGGCCUUGUGGGAGGAAGUGUGUCACUGUGGGCGUGGGCUUUGAGGCCCUCCUCCUAGCCACCUGAGAACAGUCUGCUGGUUUCCUUUCAAUGAAGAUGUAGAACUCUCAGCUCCUCCUGCACCAUGUCUGCCUGGACACUACCAUGCUCCCACCUUGACGAUAAUGUACUGAACCUCUGAACCUGUAAGCCAGCCCCAAUUAAAUGUUGUCCUU
This is a messenger RNA of Arvicanthis niloticus (Nile rat), 1134 nucleotides long. It is a transcript of the gene Dnph1, whose product is annotated as 2'-deoxynucleoside 5'-phosphate N-hydrolase 1. Gene Ontology annotation, molecular function: 5-hydroxymethyl-dUMP N-hydrolase activity. The record is from RefSeq and is a predicted model, not a curated record. Gene Ontology annotation, biological process: deoxyribonucleoside monophosphate catabolic process. NCBI's taxonomy places the organism in Eukaryota, Metazoa, Chordata, Mammalia, Rodentia, Muridae. Gene Ontology annotation, cellular component: nucleus.